Auanema sp. JU1783 is the source of this 486-nucleotide messenger RNA. The record is from the annotation of a GenBank genome assembly. Lineage: Eukaryota; Metazoa; Nematoda; Chromadorea; Rhabditida; Rhabditidae.
AUGGAAACCCCUAAUGUUGACGAAAGCGAACAAGAGUUAUUGAAUGUAUUACGGGAGUAUACGAUGUAUUUGGAGGAAGAGCCUUAUCACACACCUAAAAAUAUUUUCAAUCAUGAAUUAGCUAGAAUGUCAUUAGCUUCAUCUAUUAACACAAGCACAUCAUCUCAUCACAGUCCACCGACGUCAAUAAAUCUGAUACCAGAAAACCAUUAUUCGACCUUGAAAGUUACGAAACCCUACAAAAUGACGUCCUUCUUUCCAACUCAAACAAUAGGCCUGCCGUGCCACCAACCCCACCCGAUAAAACACAUUCACCCUAACGGCCAUGAAGAAAAAAACCCAGAUAUUGAAAUUCCAUUACACAACAAGCCGUCAUGGCUUUCCAUUCUCUUAGAAGGAGACUUAUGCGAUUAUCUCUUAACAGUGGGAUUGAUAGCAACUACAAUAUUUUUUAUAUUUGGUGUUUACAUGUUGUACAUUCAAUAA